Molecule: messenger RNA, 363 nt
Organism: Colletotrichum godetiae
Lineage: Eukaryota; Fungi; Ascomycota; Sordariomycetes; Glomerellales; Glomerellaceae
Exons: 1
Coding region: 1-363 (120 amino acids)
Source: RefSeq, a predicted model, not a curated record
AUGCCAACCGUCAUCCGACCAAACGGCGUAGUCGCGGGCAAAUGUACAGAGAAGCCAUCAUCACGUCAAGAGUUCUACAAGCAUCUGUCUCUCGAGAAUGGUGAUUAUGGGCGAGAUCCAAUCCAAGCAUCCAUCUCCGACGCAGAUAGCGACACCAUCGUAGCCUUCAGAAACGGAUUCGUGAACACGGUCCUCCGCGCCUGGGGAAAGCACCUACACCUAAAACUAAGACUCGAUGAUGUCUGGCUAGCCAUCCUCGUCCUGUUCAGCUUCUUCGUCAACGCGCCUGGUCGCGCUAACUGUUGCGGGAUUCGAAGGAUCAUCUAUAUUCGAGUGGUCGCGCUGUCUCACUGUGGUGGUUAA